UUCGCCUCAGCUCGGGCGCGUGUGUAUAUAUACCCGUGUCUUCAGAGCUACGAUCGGUAGUAGCAGAAACAUCUUGUUUUCUCUCAAUUUCUCUCCAUCCAAACGGAAUCAUCAGAAACUUCCUGUUUCUCUUUCCAUUUCCCGAGAUGGAUUUCGACAGCCUCCCGAGAAGAGAUCUCCAAUCUCUCUGCAAGAAGAACAAAAUUCCCGCCAACAUGACCAAUAUCGCCAUGGCCGACGCUCUCAAAGCUCUCGAGAUUGUUGAAGGACUCGAAGAGCUCCUGAACCAAACCGAAUCCACUGCUCCCCCGUCUCCAACUACUGUGGUAAAGGAGCUGCCAACUACUGCUCGUACUGCAAUUAGAACAUCUCGGAGGACCAAUACGAAAGACGCAACCCAAACUUCACAGUGGGAGACUCGUUCUUGUCAAGUGACAAGAAAGUCUCUUGCUGGAGAAAUGGAUCAAGAGAACAAAAACAUGAAUGUGCUGCAGAGUUCAGCAGUACCAGCCAGCCGAAGAAGGGCAGCUACCUCAGUUGCUCAGAAUUCUGAGAGUAAUGAUGGGGAAACUCAAAAUGAGGCCAAAUUUGAGGCCAAUGUGCCCAAAACUCCAGCUGCACGAAGCACUAGAAGGAAGGCUCCGCUACCAGCAUCUUCAAGAAGCAAGGCACCGGAACUACAGCAGGUUUACAGCACAAGGAGGUCAGUCAGGUUGUUGGAGAAAUCCAUGGCUGAUUUGAGUUUAAAACCUAAAGGAGACCUGGAUGAAAAGGACAAGGCUGCACAAGAGAAGGAUCUGGCGGGUCCUGGGUUUCAGGGAAAAUUAGAUGAUAAUUCGGAAAGGGCAGAACAGACUGAAGUUAUCCCAGGAAGAGAUCUAAGUGCUACCCUGGAGAAAGAAUGGGAUAUGAGAAAUGAAGCUCUAGAGCAUGACAAUGGCAGUGGUGACCCUGAGGCUGAUCCGGAGAUUGUAGAAUCUGAAGCAAACAUUGAUCUUGGUGAUGUUUCUGUCUCGGAUGCAAAAUCUGAGAUCUGCAAGGAGAAGAUGAAUGAAGUUGAAAUUUUCAAGGGAUGUGACACAGAGGAAACCGGAGCUGAAGGAAAAGGAUCCGAGGUUAUGCAAGAUUUAGAUUGUUCUCUACAAGUUACAGACAAAGAACUGUCGCAGGCUGGAGCUGCUCUGUCUCCUGGCGGCGAAAAGACCAUUCAUGAUGAUAAUUCUGAAGUGUGGUCAGGCCAUGCUGCUUCGGCCACAAGCCCUGUGGCCGCUGGAGAUAUUAUGGAUUCUGAAUUCGAAAAAGAACCUGUCGAACCUGAGCAAAUCAACGCAAAAGAUGAUGAUGAAGAUGAUGACCAGACGAUUGAUGAAGCCCUAAAAGAGGAUACUCUGAUCAAUGAAGAUGCUGCUCUCAGUAUGAACACUGACCAUGUCUCAGCUCAUCAUCCCUUGCAAGACAGCAACACUGACAGUGAUGAUUCAGAAUCUGAGUUUGAGGAAACCGAGGACACAGAAGAAGAAGAAGAAGGUUCUGAAGUGGAAUCAACUGAGGCCGUUAAUGAUGCAAGUCUGGAAGUUGAUAAUGUGGAGAUGGACAGCAGUAGUGAAUCAUCGGAAUCCGAUCCAGAGGAAGAUAGCACCAUCUCUGAUGCAGAUUCAAACACCGCGGUUUUCGGGUCUGACGCUUCCAAUUCAGAAUCGGAAGAAUAUGAAAACAACGUCGACGGCAACAAGAAGAAGACUCCAACGCCAGAGGGUAAAGGCAAAACACCAAUGUCUCCACCAUUCGCAGCAGAAUCAAUCUCAGGCCAGUUCCCAAGGCCGACACUCUCGACAACUCCGGCGAGCGAGAAGAAACAGCCAAUCAUCCUCGCUGACGUGGACAAGGAGAACACGGAGAGUUACAAAGCAGAGAUGCCUAAGAAGAAUGCGUUUGAUGAAGAGGGAUUGAGAAAGGAGAGCCUAAGGCAACUGACGAAGAUGGUAAAGGAUCUCGUGAUAAAGACCAACAACAACAACAACAACAACAACAGAACGGCGUUACAGUCACUCCCGGACAAUCAGAUUAACUGAAUUCCUUACAUCAACAUCAACUGCUUCUUCUUCUUCAGUUCAAAUUUCAAUGGUAAUAAUAAUGUCCGUUGAGAAUCUCUUUUUUCCUUGAUACUUUUCCAGAUGGUUUCUAUGUCAUCAUAAUAAUAACAAUAAAAGACGAUUCUUGUUCUGUUUUUAUGGUCUGAGUAAAGCAAAAAUGCCAUCAA
Messenger RNA from Tarenaya hassleriana, 2260 nucleotides. Its product is annotated as dentin sialophosphoprotein. NCBI's taxonomy places the organism in Eukaryota, Viridiplantae, Streptophyta, Magnoliopsida, Brassicales, Cleomaceae. The record is from RefSeq and is a predicted model, not a curated record.